Messenger RNA from Poecilia latipinna (sailfin molly), 1123 nucleotides. RefSeq names its product transmembrane protein 9 (gene tmem9). The coding region runs from base 149 to 712 and encodes 187 amino acids. The record is from RefSeq and is a predicted model, not a curated record. Gene Ontology annotation, cellular component: lysosomal membrane. The transcript is spliced from 6 exons. Lineage: Eukaryota; Metazoa; Chordata; Actinopteri; Cyprinodontiformes; Poeciliidae.
CAGGAAGAGGAAAGUCACUUUAGCCGUAGCGUUCUCAACUUGCAGGAAGCUUAAAAGCUAAACAAAAACAAACCGUUUAACAGCGCUCAAAGCGGUCUCCAUGGUCAUCGUUCAGCAGGCUUGCAAAUAGGUUUUUUGUUGUGGAGAAAUGUCGUCUUGCCGAACAGGGUCGUGGAUGUUUGCUACUGCCGCAGUGACAGUAUUUCUAUUGGAGACGGUUGUUUUCGCUGAAGCUAAGAAUUUUGAGGAUGUCCGCUGCAAGUGCAUCUGCCCGCCUUACAGGAACAUUUCUGGGAAUAUCUAUAACAUAAACGUCACCCAGAAAGAUUGCAACUGCCUCCAUGUUGUGGAUCCCAUGCCGGUUCCUGGCCAUGACGUGGAAGCCUACUGUCUGCUGUGCGAGUGCAAAUAUGAGGAGCGAAGCAGCAACACCAUAAAAGUGACCAUCAUCAUCUACCUGUCUGUCGUUGGGGCUCUGCUCGUCUAUAUGCUGUUUCUGCUGCUGGUUGAUCCUCUGAUCCGCAAACACGACCCCUACACUCAGCCUCUGCACAACGAGGAAGACUCUGAGGAGAUGCGUCCUCACGCAGACGCCGGGCUGGCCAGAGGAAACACGGUGCUGGAGCGGGUCGAGGGGGCACAGCAGCGCUGGAAGAAGCAGGUGCAGGAACAACGCAAGACCGUUUUUGACCGCCACAAGCUGCUGAGUUAAAACCUCACCGCUGAACUUCAGCCGUCCUCGGUGUGACAAAUCGCUCCAGGCUCAUUACUAUUCCACCCUCACCAGCUGCACUAUUUCAAAGUUAGCUUUCAUUGAUGUGCAAUGCAGUGACUGUACAACUUAAAAACUUCAGACAUGUUUAUCAAACAAGCAGAUGGGUUGUAAUCUUGAUACUUGUGAUAUGAACGCUGUAACAUGAGUUAAAAUGCAGCUGUGAAAAAAAUGCUUUGCACAUUCUUAAGAGUAAAUAUAUUCUGUUAUUUUAAACUCCAGCAAAGCAUGAAGUUUUGAAUGUCUUUCGAAAAAUAAUUGCAUGUGUUUUAGUGAUCGAUGUGAUGAGUUUUCUGCUAGUAGUUCUCCUGUUGCAUGAGUUUUAAAAGUUGCCUCACAAAAAAAAAAAAA